UAUGACAGAACGAUUCAAGUUUUAAACCUCAUUACGAAGUAAGAAAUUUAAAUAUAUCGAAGGGUAUUUUUAAAAACAAUUGAACGAACAACAUAAACAUGGUAAAUAACAAUAUUCUCUACGUAAAAACGUGCAUAACACAAAAUUAUCUGUGUUAAGUAUUACGCAGGAUAAUUUUAAAAACUAUACAGGAUAGCAAUGUACGUGGUGGUUUUUAUGAUGCUGUUAGUUGGAAAAGAUUGCUUCAAUAUUGAUACAAACAAUGUAGUUAAUAUUCUGGGACCAGAAGGAACUAAUUUUGGAUAUUCUUCUGUAAUGUUUAGCAAUGAGGACAGUCAGAAAUGGGUUGUGGUAGGAGCUAUAAAGGCAAACUUUACAAAUGACGAAAAUAUAAAGACACCGGGCAAUAUAUUUAAGUGUAAACUGAACUUUACUCAAUCUAUACAAGAUUGUGAACCAAUGAACAUCAGACCUAACGACAAUAUGAAAUGGCCAGAUCUCCCUGGGUUCGAGGAAGAUAACGAACUACUUGGAGCAUCAAUGUCUAUUUUUGAUGACACUAUAAUUACCUGUGCUCCUCUCUGGAAGAAUAUGAUUCCUCUGAAAUACGACAAACUUGUCUAUCCUAUUGGAAGGUGUUUUAACAUAGAUCGAAAUUUGCAAUCGUACACAACGAAAUACUUCAGAUACUUCAGAAACAAAUUUGUCAAUCAAACAGAUGCCGAAACUGCUCAGAUAGGACUUUCAAUAUCGAACAAACAGUAUGAAGAUAAUUCAUUGUUAAACAUACUUAUAGGAGCGCCAGGAUUCGUGGAAAACGAAGGUGGUUUUUUACAGUAUUCUGGUAAUUCAACGAUUCGUGAUUUUUAUUCGAUCUUCACCCGACAUGACUUUGCUGAAGAUGCCGCGAAGCAAGGUCUACAUCAUGGAAGCUUAAUGGGUUACUCUGUCAGCACAGGCAAGCUUUCAGAUUCUGAUGAAGAAUGUCCAGGAGUUAUUGUAUUAGGAGCCCCGCACUACUCUACAUGGAAAAAUGGAAUAGUAGGGGGAGUUUUUGUUUUUUGUUUAAAACAAUCUGACUGGAAGUUAUAUUUGAGGAAACAGUUUGUAGGUGAAAAGUCUGGAAGUGGAUUUGGUAGUUCUAUUGUCUUUGAAGACAUAAACGGUGAUGGAUUAGAUGAUUUACUUGUCGGAGCACCUCUUCAAUAUAAUGAUGUACUAGAUGCAGGCGUUGUCUACAUAUACUAUGGAGACACAGAUCCAAAUAUACUUCUCAGAGUUAGUGGACAAAAGUUACAAGGAAUAUCGAAAUGGGGACGAUUUGGUACAGCACUACAGUGUAUAGGCGAUAUAAAUAAAGAUGGAUACAAGGAUAUAGUCAUUGGUGCACCGUAUGAGGAGAGAAACAAAGGGGCUAUAUAUAUCUACCACGGAGGCUAUGACAAACUUACAUUCACACAGAAAAUUAAGGCUCAAGAUAUUAGUAGUAACCUUCAGUCGUUUGGUUGGUACAUUUCAACUGCUUAUGACAUCGACAAUAAUGAUUACCAAGAUUUUCUUGUUGGAUCCUACAUGUCCAAUACUGUUACCAUAUUACGAGGCAGACCUGUUAUUAAACUCAAUAACACAAUUGAAGUAUUUCCAUCUGAUAUACCUUUGAACUCGUCCGAACUGAAAUGUCGAGAUGAGUUAUUCAGACCAUGUGUGACAGUUAGACUGUGCUUUUCCUACACUGGAGUUUCAGUUCCAGAUUCAAUUUUGAUUGAUUAUAAUCUAAGCUCGGAUAUUGGGAGAACUUUGUCCACACCAAGUAAGCCAACUCGAGUUCAUUUUUCAUCAGAAACAGAACAGUUUAAAAGUGGUAACUUAGAAGGAAAACGAUUUCAAGUUAGAAAAUUGUCAGAAUCAUGUAUGGAGUAUUUCGCUAUUGUGACGGCGUUAGACAGACAGUUUUUUGCAACACUUGAGGAAAAGUUGGUUAUGGAAACAACGUAUAGACUUAGUGAUUCACCAAUACUGGGAGAAGUUCAACCUGUACUUGAUAAUGUUAUUACAACCAACAGAGACUCUGCUAACUUUUCAACGGGUUGUAAUGGAACAUGUCAUCCUGACCUGCGGAUAGAAUCCACAAUUUAUCCACAAGAAAUUAUAUUAGGGAUAACUUCUGAAGUAGAAGUCACCGUAAAAGUAACUAACAAAGGUGAUCUGUCACAUGGGACUCGGAUAAAAAUUUACAUGUCUGACAAUACCAGAUAUUUUGGAUUCAGCCAGCCGACAAAUAUAGUUACUAAGCCUGUAGACUGCAAAAACAUUGUCGACGAAAACAAAGAGUCGCAUGUUCAGUGUGACCUCAGAAAUACAUUAUUGCAGCGACAAAUGGUCGUCAUGAAUGUUCGCUUUAUAGUGUCACGUGAUCUAUUGAUUAAAGAUGGAGAAAAUCUUGGUAACUUUAAACAGCAGCUUGUCUUCAAUACAUCAGUUAAAGCCACCAGUACCGAUAUGGAUAUUUCGGAUAAUUCUUUGAAAUUCAUUGCCAGUGUGAAAUUACAUGUCAGUGUACUAUUUAAUGGAAUAUCAAGACCAGAUCAACUAACAAUCACAGAGAAGGAAAUUUUUAGAUUUGUUCAUACCUUCUAUAUAAAGAAUGAGGGUCCUAGUCCCCUGUUUAAUGGAUCACUAUCGAUAUGUGUACCAGUCAUAUCAGAUGACGGAACUAACAUGAUGACAAAAGAAAUGAUACAGAUAUCAGGACAUAGUUCGAAGAUUACAUGGCGUGUGGUUGAAUUUGCAGGCGAAAUAUUUAAUGUAAAAUCAACACAAUGUCGAAGACGUAGAGAAACUGAACAGAUGCUUAAGGAAAUUUCCUGUUGCACAGUUGAUUCGAGUAAACGUGCGAUCAUUGAAAUAAAGGUCGAUUUAUUAGAGAAAGACGAGAAUGAUACCUUUGAUGUUAUAGUGAAUCAUGUGAAUAUAGUGAAAGAGUCACUUAAUUUUACAAAGGUGGCUGGUAUAGUUUAUAAAAGUAUAGCUACACUAAAGAGUGGGAACAAUAGUAGACAACUCAUCACCGUUACCAAUUCUUCGAUCAUGGAAGUUUCAAGUGAAAUAUUCCCUACAGAAUUUACAGUAGAUACAGUAGAAUCAAGACAAAAAAAUAUAUGGAUUAGUAUUGGUAGCGGUGUUGGUGGAUUAGUUGCUGGAUUUUUACUUCUUGUUAUACUGUCUCUUAUACUAAGGAAGUUUGGUUUUUUCAAACGACAAAAGAAAGAAGUAGUAGAAGAAUGGAAACGUAAAAGUAAUUAUUAUGAAAAAAGUAAAUCUGAGAGAAUUUCGAAGCUGGCGCCUGAAUCAACAGCAUUAUAAAAUAAGAAAACAAAAAAUGUGCUUGAAUAAUAUAAAUGACUAUUUGCUGAUAUAGAUUUAAAAUAGAUAAAAACUGUUAUUGUUGUAUCAUACAUCAAAUACCAUAAUUACAAACCUGAU
Mytilus trossulus (common blue mussel) is the source of this 3483-nucleotide messenger RNA. RefSeq names its product integrin alpha-4-like. The coding region runs from base 199 to 3363 and encodes 1054 amino acids. The transcript is spliced from 21 exons. Gene Ontology annotation, biological process: cell-cell adhesion; cell-matrix adhesion; cell adhesion mediated by integrin. NCBI's taxonomy places the organism in Eukaryota, Metazoa, Mollusca, Bivalvia, Mytilida, Mytilidae. Gene Ontology annotation, molecular function: integrin binding. The record is from RefSeq and is a predicted model, not a curated record. Gene Ontology annotation, cellular component: external side of plasma membrane; integrin complex.